Molecule: messenger RNA, 1535 nt
Organism: Didymella exigua CBS 183.55
Lineage: Eukaryota; Fungi; Ascomycota; Dothideomycetes; Pleosporales; Didymellaceae
Exons: 1
Coding region: 125-1096 (323 amino acids)
Source: RefSeq, a predicted model, not a curated record
CACGUCUAGUCUUGGUUCAGGCGUCCACAGGUAGAUCGCCCCCAGGCAGCAACAUGAUUACAAGAUUAAAUCCAAUCUUCUAGAAUCAAUCUCCGAAUGCUUCCUUACUUCAAUUAAAGCAGUGAUGAUUACGAUCACAGACCAAAAGUCGCCUCUACUUCAGCUACCUCAGAAUCUGCGCGAGCGAAUCUGGAGUCACGCAUACGGAUCUUUGGUCUUACACGCUGAGCCAGCAUGUGUCGACCAGAAAAUGAAGCCCUCAGGGCACUAUGCCUUCAAAUACUGUCUCUGCCAGCAGCCUGAGCAGGUUACAAAUUCCUCGACGAAGAUGACUGAAUGCUGUGCAAAUGCCAGAAGAGCCGGCACGAGGACACCCUUCUUCUGGCCGAUUGUAAGCAAACAGUUCUGGACCGAGGCCAUGGACACUCUCUAUGCAUCUGCCACCUUCAAGGUCGACAGCAGCAUCGAUCUGUACAUACUGUCGUCUUCGCAGCAACACAGCGUGCGACGCAUGCGCUUCCUCGUCGUCCAACUAGGGCUCGGCAUCAAGCAUCACAACCGUAUCUGGAGUCCAGCAAGAUGCUCGAACGUGAUCAAGAAGUUUGAAAGCCUCCAGGGUCUCAUGCUGCUGAUUGGCCGUGGGGUCGAGGAUGACGAGAACUACUCCGGCACACGCAUGACCUGGAAAUACGACAGCAACGGCAAGCCCAAUGGCACUGUGUCUCACGGCAGCCGAAUGGAGGGCCCUUCAUGGAACGAAGAAAGAAACUGGCUCCCUAUGUUUUUGCGCGCGUUCCAGCAACAUCAUCUCCAGCCCGAAGUUACUCAUAUCCAUCUCUUUGAGGGAAACAAGCAGAAAUGGUGUGAGCCUCCCCCAUAUCAUCCUAAGGACAGGAGAUGGAGGGAGGACCCAUACCUCGAGCGCCGCGAAGAUGAGGUAUUUCAGGAGAAAUUGCGCAAGGAUUUGGCAGCCAGUAUGAGAGCGGUGUUGCUGGGGCAGGACAUAGGCCUUCUGUUUCCGGACUGGAAGGCUGAGAACGAACGGCUACUGCAGGAACAUAUGCCAAAGACGAAAGAGUCUUUGCCUGAAGACUAAGAAGUUUCUGAUCCGUGGCGUAUGCUGGUCGUGGGGUUGUCGUUCUCGUGGCGUGCCCACCGUUGCAUGGCACGGUAAGGCAGUAGCGCUCAGCGAGGUCAUUGAUUGUAACUGCGCGAGCAGUGUCGGUCAGAGACUGUGAUCAACAAUUGCUGCAGCCAAAAAGGAGGCAAAAUGUACAUACUUUAGCACCCCUGAAUUGGCUGGUAAAUACGCAUGAUAUCUGCUGCGACAACAGUUGUAUUGCUAUCUGUUGUCGUGUUGUGUGUUGUUACACAAGCUCUCAGCUCUCAGGUAAGUGCACUUGCCCACCGGGCAGUGCCUGCUACAAUAUGAUAUCAUGUGAUGUGAGCCACGUUGUUACAUUGAUUAUGCAGACAUGGUUUAGCGUUUAUAUGGGGUAGUGUGUAUACAUGCUGAAUAUCAUCUUACGUUGCGC